Centruroides sculpturatus (bark scorpion) is the source of this 5390-nucleotide messenger RNA. Its product is annotated as protein O-mannosyltransferase 1-like. Gene Ontology annotation, molecular function: dolichyl-phosphate-mannose-protein mannosyltransferase activity. The transcript is spliced from 2 exons. Gene Ontology annotation, cellular component: endoplasmic reticulum; membrane. The record is from RefSeq and is a predicted model, not a curated record. The coding region runs from base 400 to 2685 and encodes 761 amino acids. Gene Ontology annotation, biological process: protein O-linked glycosylation via mannose. NCBI's taxonomy places the organism in Eukaryota, Metazoa, Arthropoda, Arachnida, Scorpiones, Buthidae.
CGAGCACAAAGUAUAGUGUUCGAGUGUUAUUGAUAAAGGUCGAGUAUUAUAUUAUAUGAAAGAAAUAUAAGAAAGUUUUAAAUUAUAAUUAAGUGCCAUGUGAGAGUUCGUCACACCUCCGCUUGGGCGACGACAUUUUCAUUACCGAACAUAUUAUUGGAUAGACGAUUUAAUCUUCUCCGAGAUCGACCAAUCGGGACGAGUGUUACAUUAAUUACUUGACCUAGAUUACAGCAUAGUUUGGUGAAGAUGUUUGUCGAGUUGUUAUACGUGGUAAGCUAGAAUUUUGUAAGUUUCGUGUCGACACGUGACCAGUCAUGACUCUUUAAAGUUCUAUUUCGAUGUCUGAGUUAUCAAGUUCGAGUUAAGUAUUGAAUUUCGGGAAUACGAAGCGCCAAUAUGAAUGGCAAAGGUAAAGGUCAAGAGUUGACACGUCAAAUGUUGGACGAGAUCAAGAAUGAAGAAAGUUCGUCGGAAUCUGACGAUUCUCUAUCGUCGAACGAAUCAGAAACGUGGUUUAAUCAAAGCAUUAAGCCAUUUGUGAUUAAAUUAGAGAUAGAUGCCUUUCUGUUAAUUACAUUUGUCCUCGCUCUUGGAACCAGAUUCUGGAGGUUGGAUCAGCCCAGAAGUAUAGUUUUCGAUGAGUUACAUUAUGGAAAGUUUGCUUCCAUGUACAUGAAGAGGACAUUUUUCUUUGAUUCUCAUCCGCCGAUGGGCAAGCAACUAGUGGCCUUGGCCGGCUUCGUCGCCGGCUAUGAGGGAAACAAUCAGUUCGACCGUAUAGGUGGAAGUUACGGGCCGGACGUGCCCGUCUGGGCCCUCCGAACGGUACCCGCCGCCUUCGGCACUCUUCUCGUUCCGAUGGUCUAUUACCUGUGCGUCGAACUGGGUCUCAGUAACAAGACGGCCGUACUGGCGGCCCUAAUUUUUAUAUUUGAAAAUGCGAUACUUACUCAGUCCAGGUUUAUACUCAUGGAAAGCAUACUCAUGUUCUUUUCUGCUUUGGGAAUAUUUUGUCUACUUAAGUUUCGUAAAGAGACGAAACCGUUUACCGUCGGUUGGUGGACUUGGCUGCUGUUAAUGGUCGUUUCUUUAACUUGUGCCACUUGUGUUAAAUAUGUUGGAAUCUUCUCCGGAGCACUAGCGAUGGCGGUUUUAAUGUGGGAUUUUUGGAAUUUCUUAGGAAAUAAAAAACUCUCUAAUUGGGACCUUAUCAAACAACUGGUAGCACAAAGUGCAGUCUCCAUAUUAGUGCCAUUAAUUUUAUAUUUACUGACAUUUUAUUGCCAUUUAAGCAUUUUAAUUAAAGCGGGUCCACACGAUAAUAUAAUGACUAGUGCAUUUCAGGCAAGUUUGGAGGGUGGUCUCGCAUCUAUUACGAAAGGACAGCCGUUGGAGAUCGUCCACGGUUCCCAGAUCACGUUACGUCACACUCACGGUCGUGCCUGUUGGUUACAUUCUCAUCCGCAUGUUUAUCCUCUGCGAUAUCCCGACAAACGUGGAAGUUCUCAUCAACAGCAGGUGACUUGCUAUAGUUUUAAAGAUGUUAAUAAUUGGUGGAUCGUGAAAAGACCCAAGAAAAAUGAUCUCGUAGUGUCGGAACCUGUUGAUAAAAUUAAGCACGGUGACGUAAUUCAGUUAAUACACGGAAUGACAAGUAGAGCUUUAAACAGUCAUGAUGUUGCGGCACCGAUGUCUCCCCAACAUCAGGAAGUGUCUUGUUAUAUUGAUUAUAAUAUCUCAUUCCCUAUACAAAAUUUGUGGAUGGUAGACAUUAUAAAUAGGGAAACAGAAGGUGAAGUUUGGCAUACGAUUCAUUCUCAUGUUCGUUUGAUUCAUGUUAAUUCUACUCAGGCAUUGAAAUUUAGUGGUAAACAGCUGCCGGAAUGGGGUUUUAAUCAGCACGAAGUUGUGACGGAUCGUGAUAUUAACCAAGACGAUACAAUAUGGAAUGUAGAAGAACAUAGAUAUACAAAGAAAGCCGAUCAGAAAGAAAGGGAACGUGACAUGGGCAUGGCAGAAUUUGUUCCGUUACAGCCCACACAGCUCACAUUUUUAGAAAAAUUUUACGAAUUGCAAUAUAAAAUGUUUGUAGUCAAUCAAGAAAACGUGCAAGAUCAUUUAUACAGUUCGGAACCCAUUGAUUGGCUGUUUCUAACUCGCGGCAUCGCUUAUUGGGUUAGCCCUCAUAGUAAUGCACAGAUUCAUUUAAUAGGAAAUGUAUUAAUAUGGUAUUCGGCAACUAUAGGGUUGUUCAUCUACCUUUCACUCCUGACAUUUUAUCUUCUCAGGAGGCAAAGAUUGUGUUACGACAUUCCAGAAGAAAUUUGGAAUAAAUUUUGUUUGGUGGGACAGAUAUGCCUCGGCGGUUAUGCACUACACUUUCUUCCUUACUUUUUUACGGAACGAACUCUGUUUCUGCAUCAUUAUUUGCCUUCUUUAUUAUAUAAACUGGUUUUGCUUGCUGCAUUGAUAGAACAUGUUGAUUACGUAGUGUGCUUCAUUUUUAAAUCCUCCUUAUUGAAAUUAAUAUUUUACUUUGGGAUGCUACUCUGGGGAUUUGGUAUUUUUCAUGUCUUUUGGCAGUUUAGUGUGUUUUGUUACGGCACCGUUCCAUUAUCGGCAGAAGACAUAAUAAAUUUAAGGUGGAAAGAUACUUGGGAUUUUAUAAUACAUCGUCCGUAAAAAUUAUAAAUUAGAGGCCAAAUAUUUAGGAUUAUUCCACUUCAAAAUUUAAAAUGGAGGGUAAUUAAUCAUUUAUUCAUGACGAUGAUAAAAAAUUUGUUUGGAUGAAGAAAUUUUAGUUUUUUAAGUAUUUUUCAGCACAUCUUACAGAUUUUCUUGUGGAUCUUUUCAUGCAUGUAAAUUAAGUUCUGCUUUCACUAUAAUGGAAAAUUUAAGUUUAUUUUACACAUUAGUGUCUUCUAAUAGAGAAAAUACACUAAAAUCUUAAUAUGAAUUUUAAACUUAAUUUUUAACAAAAUGUUUAAAAUAUAAUGAAAGUAAGGAAGUUUAUCAGAGUAACGGCUGUUAUUUUAUAAGCAUAGACAUGAUUAUAAUAAGGUCAAUAUUAUAAAACAAAAUAUGAAACAUUAAUCAGAUUAUUUAACUUAUUUUUACAGAGAAUUCUUUAUGAUUUGAUAUGUUUUACAGAAGCAAAGUUUAUUGUAGGAAAAUGUAGAGCAUUAUGCUAAUUUUUACAUAUUUAAAGUUACUACACUUCUCUAAACUUAUUAAUGGAUAAGGGUCAAACUAUUUGGUUACUAAUGAUGAUUAUGAUGAGGUUACAAAUGCUAUUUUGAAGAUGCAGUUAUUAGCUCUGUUUGAAGGUAGAGUUAAGGUGCGACUAUGCAGAUGCGAAUUUAGAGCGAGCGAGAGAGAAGUUGCGAGCGAUUUAGUUUUCGCAAAGGAAAACCAUGCACAAACGAGAAGCAAGAAAUAACGCUAGCGAGAGUGAAUUUCUGGUUCUCGCACAUAUCUGACAGGUUUUGAUAUUUAUCGCAUCUCACCACAUGUUCUCGCUCGCUCGCGUCUGCAUAGUCGCACCCUUAGAAUUAAUAUCUUGACAGUCAUUUCAAUAUGAGAUCAUACUUUAUCUGCUAGAAAUGUCGGCAAACUGCUUUUCUUAUUUUAAAGUUUGAUCUCAUUUUUGCAUCACUUUUCAUGCAGCUACUUAAUGAGGUUUACAGAUUUAAUUAAUAUAUAAAAAUGGAAAUUCGAGAUUUUGAUAAAAUAAUCCUCAGGGAAUAAAUUAGAAAAAUGAUUUCGCACACAGAUAGGUCUGGAUAUCGUUUUCAUUUUCUCUUACAUAGAUUUCAUGAAGUAUUAAAUUAGUAGUACAGUAGAUAUGAUGAUGCUAGGAUCUAUCCACUAUUGAUGAAAGCGCUUUUAUAUUUAGAAGACAAGACAACAAUAUAUCUGAAAGAGAGAAGGCCAAAACUACAUCUUUUUGUGUAGUCACUGACAGAAAAUUUACAUCUGAGAUAACAGUGGAAGCUUGUAAAGGGGAGUAGUGUUAAAACUAGGUUCUACUAUAAUUAAUUUUUCAUCAACUAAGAAUCUUAUAUUGUCAUUUAAGUGUGGAAUCUCUAAAAAAUUAGCAUUUAUGUGAUAUUUUGUUCAAAAAAUUAGUUUUAAACUUUGCUUAUUCUUCAAUACUCUGUUGUACUUCUGAAGGAUUGUUGAUUUUUCUGUUUAAUUUUUAAUUAUCACAAAAAAGUAAUUACACUCAUUUUAAAGUACUGUUAUACUUGUUUUAAAAGUAUUCUUUGUUUAUUGUUAAUGAUCCAAUAUAUUUAAACACGUGCUUGAUUUAUUUAUAUAUUUGUUCUGGGCGACUACACGACGUGGUCGUUCCAUCAUUUUUGAAUAAUUAUAUCCAGAAAGGAUCCACCGACUCGUUCUCUGCCCGGUUGUGGAUAAAGUUUAUGGCUUGCUGUUAAGUUAGAGGUAGAUAAACCUGUCACAACUAGUACACUGGUUGUUAAAUAUGUAGUUUGCCACAAGUGACAUAGUUACAAAACCACGUCUAAGUUUAUAAUAUAAAUAUUUUAUACAGAAUUUAUGAAAUUUAAGUCUGUAAAUAUUAAACUGUGUAGUUUGUUCGUAUUUUCAUUCUCAUGCGAUUUGGGCGGCAGUUUUUUUGUUAAGCAUUUAGUGUUUUCUUUUAUUGAAAGCUUUUUACUCUUUCAGAACUUAAAAAAAUUGGAGCUUUCUUUCAUUACAUAUUAUUCAAAUUUGUUUUAAUACUUUGUUGGAAAUGGAAUUUACAAUGUUUUUUUAUUUAAUAGUAAUUAACUUUUGUAUUUAUUCAUAAGGCAUCGAAAGGAAGCGUUUGAAGCAUGUCUUUAUUGUUAUAUAUGUCAAACUUUUUAUGAAUAGUGUCAUAUUGUUUCUACUUAAAUGUUUUUCAUCUGAAUUUUGCACAAUUUUCUACUUACCUAAUAGUUAUAUUAAUUAUUUUUGUAUGAUUUUAAGCAGUGAUAGCUUAUAAAAUGGAUGUUAGAGUAGUUUGUAGCAAGUUACAUUUUUAAUAGUAAUAAACAAACUAGAGAAUAAUAAUAUCACAAUUCUCGCUUGUAAAUUUGCUUGUUAACGUGAUGUAACCUUUUUACUCGAGGCUUGUAACUUCUGCGGACAUUUUAUGACAUUUAAAAUUUGUAAUUCGACCACGGAAUUUCCUUAAUGAAACAAUUUUGAUGUGAUUUUAACAAUUUGUUUACUAGUGUGAUGCGAUUCCAAAGGAAUCUUUUAUAAGUAGUAUUUAUUGUAACUAGUUUUUACAAUUGGAUGGUUUUGAUGUAAAUUUUAAUAACUAAUUUAUGUAUUUACUGUUCAAUUUUCCUGUAUAUCUGGUGAAAGUAUAUAAUAAUAUAUUAUAUUUUUAUAAA